CCGCCCAUCAGUAGUCCUGUGCUUUUGCACCUGCCUCACCACCCCUGCCACUUUGAGCACAAACCCUCCUGGAGCUCCUAUAGCUAUACCUGCACUGCAGCCCUCACUACUGAAUCCUCUUUUUCCUGGGUCCCCCUCCACUGCUCCACUGAGCCAUCUCCGUCCGCUGGGAACAGGUAUGCAACAUGAGGGCUAUCUGAUCAGCGACUGCAGCCCACCCCCAACUGAUGAAGACGCAGCGGUAAAAAAGAGAAAUCGGUGCCGCCAGAAGCCGAGAUUUCGUGCGUGUUUCUUGUCAGGAGAGAGAAAUCCGCGCAUGUAUUCCUACAUGCGCUAAGUAACGAAGGAGGUGGACAUGCAAUAAGUGACAGUGGCUGCCAGGUAGUCUACUACGCAAGAGCGCUCCCUCCGGACCUCCUCUCUGAACUUUACCCGCUUUGGCUUUGACGCGAUGGCUGCUGCUGCUGCUGCUGCUCUAGGGGAAGUUGGAGGUGUUUUGCACGGCAUCGAUGGUGUCGCACAGGUCGGGUCCCAUUUCUUCCUGACCCAACUUGGUGACAGUCCCACACUUCUAGGGGAGCACCUUAUCCCCGGGGACAGGCUCUCCCGGAGCACCGUGGCGGAUUUAACGCACCUCAAAGGGAUUCUCAGGAGGAGACAGUUAUACUGCAGAACGGGCUUUCACCUGGAAAUACUUCCGGAUGGCACAGUGCAAGGGACGAGGAAGGACCACAGCCGCUUUGGUAUCUUGGAAUUUAUAAGCCUCGCUGUUGGAUUGAUAAGCAUAAGAGGGGUGGACAGUGGACUGUAUCUGGGGAUGAACGACAGAGGAGAGCUGUAUGGAUCCGAGAAGCUCACGGCUGAAUGUGUCUUCAGGGAGCAGUUUGAGGAGAACUGGUACAACACUUACUCCUCCAAUCUCUACAAACACGGAGACAGAGGGACCCGUUACUUUGUGGCGUUGAAUAAAGAUGGGACACCAAGGGAUGGGACUAAAUCCAGGCGGCACCAAAAAUUUACACAUUUUUUACCCAGGCCUGUGGACCCCGACCGUGUGCCAGAGCUGUACAGGGAUAUCCUAGGACACAGCUGAGACUUGGAGGCCUGCUCCAGUUCAGGAAUAGCUGCUAAAGCCCUGUCAGGCAGGGAAAACAGAAGAAAAGAGGGAUGCAGGCGUGAGGAUGUGGCCGGUGCAGGCUGGUAGACAACAGCCCGAGCAGAAGGGAUAAAGGCAUCGGGGGGCCUCUUAUAGGAAUGCAUAAACCAUCUCUCAGCAGCCAAGAAGACAGGCUAGAAUGUCUGCACACUUGUCAUGAGGGAGUCGUUUGUUUCGGAGGCCGGAUGACCCUAAAAUGUACCUGCGUGGAAUAAGAGACGAAUGGGAAACGGAGCAAAGUAGAAGCGUCUCCUCUGGUCAGAUGGAGUCGUCAGAUGAUGUGGGUCAGUCAUGUCAGUCAAACGUACUUUGUUCAGAAGGACUUUGAAGGAAUUCUGUUUUGUUUGUUUUUUUUAACCUGUGUCUAGACUCGUUUGAAAGGUAAAAAUGUAACAAUUUAUUUAUUCAUUUUAGAUUCAUAUAUUUAUGUUUUAUAUUUAUUUAUUUGAGAAUAUAUAUUUUUACAGUUAGAAACAUGCAAUAUGAAAACCACUAGAUCCUGUACUGAUUAUAUAAAGACUGACACUGUACAACUAUAUAUUUUUAUCAUGAUAAGAAGCUGAGCUAAUGAUAAAGUGUAAAAAUCACCAGAAAAAAAGAAACAUAUAAGCGACAUGUGGAAACAAUCACCACAUCUUAAAUGCAUUUUGUCACAAUGUGGCAACAGUGAAUCCAUUUUUUUUUUAAUUCUUGCAACAUUGACACAAUAAUGCUACAAUAAUAACUACUCAUGCUUGUGUUACGAGAUAAAGUUCAAGUCGACAAACUCACAGUACAAACAAUAAAUUGCUCAAAUGUGA
Labrus mixtus (cuckoo wrasse) is the source of this 1956-nucleotide messenger RNA. It is a transcript of the gene fgf20b, whose product is annotated as fibroblast growth factor 20b. Gene Ontology annotation, biological process: positive regulation of cell population proliferation; positive regulation of gene expression; positive regulation of protein phosphorylation. Gene Ontology annotation, molecular function: fibroblast growth factor receptor binding; growth factor activity. Gene Ontology annotation, cellular component: cytoplasm. The transcript has 3 exons. Bases 452 to 1093 code for a protein of 213 amino acids. NCBI's taxonomy places the organism in Eukaryota, Metazoa, Chordata, Actinopteri, Labriformes, Labridae. The record is from RefSeq and is a predicted model, not a curated record.